CAGUUCGUCAUCCAUCACAUUGCCCACAGACGGAGCAUUGUCCCAUCAAGAUCUUCUUCUUCGUUGGGUGGAUUUCCACCGUAAGGUAAUUUUCGAGCUCGAAAUCCCUGUGUUUAUUGGCGCUUUUUCCGCGUUCUAUUUAUAAAUUCUUCAUUUCUUUGAGGAGCCUUUGAUCGACUGCAGAGAUUGGUAUCUCGCCUGGUUUUAUGUUCUAGAUUUGCUCUUCUGAUUGAUUGCACCUUGUUCGGAUUGUGAAAUUUAUUGCUAUUGCUAACCCUAAUUAAUCUCGAGCUGAAUAGUUAGUUGAUUGUCUGUGUCGAUGAGGAUGAGAGCUGCUGCUGUGGUAGAAUUAGGGUUCCUGAUUUUAGGGCUUCUGUAGAGGCGUCGCCCCCAAUUUGAUUUAGGGUUCUUCAGUAAUUUCAAUUUACACGGUGGAAUUGCUGAUUGUUAGAAUCUAAAACGAAAUUGAUAGAGAACUUUAGAACCCUAGGAAAUGGGGGAAGAUCUGUUGACAAGCUUAACUAUUGAGAAUUAUCAUCCAUCAACGUUCUUGUCGAUGGAUUCGAUUGCUCCGGCGGGGCACGAGGAUCCCGACCGGGAAAUGAACAGGCAGAUCAUUCUUUCGAGGCCGCCGGACAUUAAUCUCCCGUUGUCUGUAGAGAGAAGCCCUCCCCCACCGUUUCACGAUGCAUUCGAUAUUCUUGAUGUUGGACUUGGAGGACACCAAGUUAACGAUUCGGAUAAAUUCCUCGAUCUGCCUAAAAUAGGUCGGAAAUGCGCCAAGAGAUUGGACAGUGUGUGGGGUGCUUGGUUCUUUUUCACGUUCUACUUCAAGCCGGUUUUGAAGGAAAAAUCGAAAUGUAGCGUGGUUCAUGACAGUAAUGGGAUAUCGGGUUUCGACAAGAAUGAUCUUCAGCUUGACGCCUUCAUCGUGCAGCACGACAUGGAGAAUAUAUAUAUGUGGAUUUUUAAGGAGAGGCCGGAGAAUUCGCUGGGGAAAAUGCAGUUGAGAAGUUACAUGAAUGGACAUUCCCGGCAGGGCGAGCGUCCUUUUCCGUUCAGCGUCGAGAAAGGGUUUGUUCGAUCGCACAAAAUGCAGCGUAAGCAGUACAGGGGGCUGUCGAAUCCGCAGUGCCUUCACGGGAUCGAAUUAGUUCCGUCGCCCGAUUUAAUGGGACUCGACGAUGAAGAUCAGAAGAAAUGGGUGGAACUGACGGGUCGAGAUCUCAAUUUCUCAAUCCCGUCCGAUGCGAAAGACUAUAGUACAUGGAGGAACCUUCCGAACACCGAUUUCGAGCUCGAACGACCGCUCGCCCCGUUAAAGAUCAACACCCACACCCACACACACCCUCCGACGAAGAAGCCGGCGAAUAAUUCGGGUCUAAAUCUAUCGACUCAGACAACGAAUGUUGCGAACGGAAACGGUGCAGAAAAAAAGCGGAAGGAAUUCUUCUCCGACGAUGACGGCUGCUUGAACAACAACCUCAACGGGAGCGCCGAUCGACAUCAAGACGUCGAGUUCCACCCGGCCGAGCCGUCAUGGCUGCACGAGUUCACCGGGGUGAUGCGGAACGCAGCGUACGGACCCGUCACCGCCGCGAAGACGAUUUACGAGGACGAGGAAGGGUAUUUAAUACUCGUCACUUUACCUUUUACCGAUCGGGAGAGAGUGAAAGUCCAUUGGUGGAACAACGUGACGCACGGCGUGGUUAAGAUCUCGUCGGUGAGUGCGGCGUGCAUGCCGUUCAUCGUGAGAUGCGACCGCACGUUCAAGCUGACCGACCCGGCCCCCGAGCACUGCCCGCCGGGGGAGUUCAAGAGGGAAAUCCCGCUCCCGACGAGAAUCCCGGACAAUGCGAAGCUGGAAGCCUACUUCGACGAGAGCGGGACGAUACUCGAGAUCAAAGUUCCGAAAUAUCGGGCCGGGCCGGAGGAGCACGAGGUCCAGGUGUGCCUCCGGCCUCCCCCGAACGAGUUUGGAUUGUCUUGAAAUAAGUUUAGGGAGGUAUUGUUUGGUAAUUUAAUGGUGAAGGAUUUGUAGAUGGAGAUUUGAGUAAUGUAAUGUGAUGCUGAUUGAGGGAGGGAUUCAUAUGGAAAUUAGUUAUGGAUCUGGGAAAUGGAGACUUAACGUUACUAGUUAUUAUUAUUAUUAUUAUUAUUUUACCAUUAUUUAUAUAUACAAAUACUUGUUUUAAGUUUUCUAGAAAUUGUGGAUUUGUUUAUUUUGUAUUUUUGAAUGAAUGUGUUUUUUUAGUA
Andrographis paniculata is the source of this 2256-nucleotide messenger RNA. RefSeq lists its product as uncharacterized. The record is from RefSeq and is a predicted model, not a curated record. Bases 494 to 1990 code for a protein of 498 amino acids. Lineage: Eukaryota; Viridiplantae; Streptophyta; Magnoliopsida; Lamiales; Acanthaceae. The transcript has a single exon.